Amphibalanus amphitrite is the source of this 3458-nucleotide messenger RNA. Its product is annotated as intraflagellar transport protein 80 homolog. Lineage: Eukaryota; Metazoa; Arthropoda; Thecostraca; Balanomorpha; Balanidae. Gene Ontology annotation, cellular component: centrosome; cilium; intraciliary transport particle B. Gene Ontology annotation, molecular function: protein binding. The record is from RefSeq and is a predicted model, not a curated record. Gene Ontology annotation, biological process: cilium assembly. Bases 366 to 2771 code for a protein of 801 amino acids. The transcript has 16 exons.
UACACAUCAUUCUCCUAUUAUCAUUUUGCCAGUUUUGGUAAUGAAAUUCAUAUUUGAAAGAGAUGCGCCACAAAUGCCUUUUCGUUACUGCGAGCACGAGCGUCCGUAGCGCAGCUCGGUAGCGAAAUGCUUGCCGUUCAUUGGUGGACGUUCACCACAUUCGGUCGAUGCUGGUAAGUCAUUGGCUGUUGGCCGGAAAAUGACAAUACCUGAACAUAUUCAAUACUUCCGGAAUUCCUCUUUUUGUAAACAAGACUACAAGCUAAAGCAGAAAGCUAACGGCCGGCGUAAAGUCAUAGGGUGGUCAAACUAAUAUGUUUUUGGUGCUGUUUCUGGGUAAUUUCUGUGCUUAUUAACAAGUAAAAAUGAGAUUUAAAACGUCCAUGCUUGCCGAGCCGAGGCAUCACGAUACAGUCACGGCUGUUGGUUGGUGCAACACCGAUGAAAUAUUCUCCAUCAGCGAUGACCACACGAUCCUGCGCUGGAACCUGAUGAGCCAGGAGCAGGAGAAGGUAGUCGAUCUGGGUCCCGACGUGUUUCCUGUGGACCUGCACUGGGUGCCGCGCGACCUGUCGUCCGCCCCCGCCGCCCAGAAGAAGGGCGGCACCAUGGGAGGCGAAAUAUUCGUGGUGGCCGCCGCCGACGGCAAGUUUUACAUGAUGAACAAGGUGGGCCGCGUUGAGAAGACGGUGGAGGCGCACAAGGGAGCCGUUCUGUCGGCACGGUGGAGCAGCGACGGCUCGGCUCUUCUCACAGCGGGCGAGGACGGCGCACUAAAGAUGUGGUCCCGCUCGGGUAUGCUGCGCUCCACGCUGGUGCAGGGUAACAGCUCCAUCUAUUCGGCCGACUGGGGACCCACCUCGGCAGAGGUCGUCUACUCGCAGCGUAAAAACAUCAUCGUCAAGCCGCUGCAACCCAACUCGAAACCCAACUCGUGGAAGGGCCACGACGGUCCCAUUCUCACACUGGCGUGGAACUCCAACAACCGUUUCAUCGCGUCUGGCGCAGAGGACUGCAGGUACCGCAUCUGGGACCGAUACGGGCGCAUGCUGUACAACUCUGUCGCCCACGACUACCCGGUCACAGCCAUCUCCUGGAGUCCCAGCGGCGACAAGUUCGCGGUCGGCUCGUUCAACACGCUGCGCCUCUGCGACAAGAAGGGCUGGUCGCACUCGCUGGAGAAGCCCAACACGGGCAGCAUCCUGAGGAUCGCCUGGUCUAACGACGGUACCCAGGUGGCCGGCGCGUGCUCCAAUGGACACGUCAUCUUCGCGCACGUCAUCGAAAAGCGGAUGGAGUGGAACCAUUUCGAGGCGACCCUCACUGGACGGAAGACUAUCUGCGUACGGGAUGUCAUGUCCGAUGUCUGGGAGAAACUCGAGUUCCAGGAUCGCAUCAUCAUGACCUCGUUCGCAUAUGGGUUCCUCAUCGUGGCGACGACGGGCCAGUGUUUCAUCUACUCGUCUCGCAACUGGAACACGCCGCUGAUCUUCGAGCUGAAGGAGGGCAACGUCCACCUGAUCCUGCAAUCAUCCCAGGUGUUUGCACUGGUGGACGGAAACGGUGUGUACAUUUACACGUACGAGGCGCGUCUACAGAGCUCCCCUCGCUGGUCGGGAAUGCGCCUGGACUCGGUCUCAGAACAGACCAUGUCGCUCGCUAACGAUACACUCGCCUGCCGGGACAGCGACAACGAGAAGGUGAUCCAACUGAUGGACGCCACCACGGGGAAGGCGGUCACUGACAAACCGUUCACACACAAAUGUGAUGUUCUCGAGCUGGCCCUCGAUCAGCACCUGCCGGCCUCUCAGCGGAAACUGGCCUUCGUGGACGCCAACAAGGACCUGUUCCUGCUCACAACGCGCCGCGUCGGGGGCUCGCGCAAGGUGCUGCGACUCGGUAUGAUGGUGCACUCUCUGUGCUGGAGCGCGCAGGCCAACAUGCUGGCGGGCCUGCAGGAGUCGCGUCUCUCCGUCUGGUACUAUCCUGCCGUCAUCUUCGUGGACAAGGAGCUCCUCACCAAGACCAUCCUGCAGAAGGAGUCGCCUGAUUUCGGCAAGAACCCGUCGAUCUCGGCGUUCGGCGGCUCGCAGGUGUCACUGCGCCGCUCCGACGGCUGUCAGGUGGCCACCAGCAUCUCCCCCUACCCGGCCGUCCUCCACAACUACGUUGCCCAGGAGAAGUGGGACGACGCCGUGCGGCUCUGCCGCUUCAUCAAGUCUGACUCGCUGUGGGGCUGCCUGGCCGGCAUGGCCACCGUGGCCCGGGAGCUGGAGACGGCGGAGAUCGCCUACUCGUGUAUCGACCAGGCCGACAAAGUCGAGUACCUGCGAUACAUCAAGGACCUGUCGUCGGCCGAGGCGCAGGCGGCCGAGCUGACGCUUCUGGCGGGGUCGCCGCUGGACGCCGAGGCCAUCCUGAUCCACACCAACCAGGUGUUCCGGGCCAUCAUGCUCAACAUACAGCUCUACCAGUGGGACAAGGCGUUGGCUAUGGCCGUCAAGUACAAGACGCACAUUGACACCGUGAUCGCGUUCCGCAAGAAGUACCUGGAGCGCUUCGAGAAGGAGGAGACCAACCAGCUGUUCCUGCAGUACAAGUCGAUGGACGCCGACUGGAACAAGAUCAUCCUGAAGGUGCAGGUGGAGAUGCAGAAGGAGCGGGUGGACGCCGCCUCGGUGGGCCAGUCCGUCUCCAACACGUACGGUAUCAACUGGCCAGUGGCCAGCGGCGCCAACGUUAACAUCGAGGACGAGAGUGACGUCUUCUGAGAGAGGUGGGAGGGGAAGAAAGAGGUGUGUUCUGAGCUCUCUGAGGGGCGGGAGAGGAAGAGAGAAGAUGGGAGGCACGCAUGGAGUGGGUGCUUCUUGGAGUACCGAGCGUGUAAUCUCCAGUCGGUGAAUGUGAUUCUCCACCAGGUGAUACGGUGGAAUACCAACGAUCUCCGUCCAGUCCGCAUGUGAUCUCAGUUUGUGUGUCGUGUUGUCACUUGGCUUAGCAACUAAAUGUAUCCCACCACUAUGUUAUCGUUGACUUAUUCACGUCCAUCCGCGUAUUCGUAUAGCACAUUCGUAUAGCUAUUCAAUCAACUGAGCUCGGUUUGUGCUAAGUUUCAGCUCGCUGUGUGUUAUGGAUGUCCACUAUUGGCUGAUCUCACUUGGUCCUCUGCUUUGUAGCGAACGCUCACUCUCGCGGUUAUCUGUACCUUUGCGGUACCGUAUAAGUAAAACACCGUCCAAUGAUUUGUGCUCGCCCCCAGCUGCUCUGAUUUCAGUCGAGUCGGGACACGGCCGGACGUUCCGAUAUAACCUCGUGUGUGACACCAAUAUUCUAGUCAAUCGGUGAUAAGCAGGUUACAGCGUUAUCGGGCGUUUGAAACUGAAGGAAAGUUGUUGCCUCACCACGGUUCUAUUUAAAACUGACGUCAAAUAUAUUUGCCAUUUGGUCACAAAUCUUAA